Exophiala aquamarina CBS 119918 is the source of this 1128-nucleotide messenger RNA. RefSeq lists its product as uncharacterized. Lineage: Eukaryota; Fungi; Ascomycota; Eurotiomycetes; Chaetothyriales; Herpotrichiellaceae. Gene Ontology annotation, molecular function: catalytic activity. The record is from RefSeq and is a predicted model, not a curated record. The transcript has 3 exons. The coding region runs from base 1 to 1128 and encodes 375 amino acids.
AUGACGCUGUCACCGUUGGCCAACCUCAAGGUUCUAGAGCUUGCAGGAGCGGCGACGUCGCCUUUUGCCGGGCUUGUCCUGGCCGACCACGGCGCUGAUGUUGUUCGAGUGGAUCGCCCAUCCACAGUAUUCGGACCACAGGACACACUUUGUCGAGGGAAGCGCUCGAUCGUUGUUGAUUUGAAAUCAGACCCAUCCCGGAAAGCAUUCGUCCGAUUGGCGGAUGUGGCAGACAUCAUCAUUGAUCCAUACCGACCCGGUGUAAUGGAUCGGUUAGGAGCCGGUCCGAAAGUACUUUGCGAAAGAAACCCACAGUUGAUAUAUGCACACCUAUAUGGUUUCAGACCGGAUCGCAGUAGUAUCUAUGCCAAACGAGCCGGCCACGACAUAAACUACCUUGCAGUAUCCGGUGUGCUGUCACUUCUGGGGAGGAAAGAUGAGAUCCCUGCUCCUCCAGCGAAUAUCCUAGCGGACUUCGCCGGUGGAGGGCUUGUCUGUGUUGUCGGAAUACUUCUCGCAGUGAUUCACAGAUCUCUCACUGGGCGAGGUCAAAUUGUGUCGGCGAACAUGGUGGAUGGCACAUCUUAUCUAGCAACAUUCGCCAGGCAGCAACUGUGCACCCCAAAUUGGAACCAGCCCCGUGGGGAAAACUUGCUUGAUGGAGGCGCACCAUUUUACGAAGUCUACGAAACGCUUGAUGGGAGGUAUAUGGCGGUGGGAUCUCAGGAACCCAAGUUUUACAAGAUCCUUCUGGAUGGUCUCGAGCUCAACUCGGCAGAGCUUCCAGAACAAUGGGAUCGAACAGGUUGGCCAACAAUGAAGCAAAUCUUUCGAGACAGAUUCAAAGGGAGAACCCAGGCGGCAUGGCGAGAGAUAUUUGAUCAUAGUGACUCUUGUGUGACCCCCGUUCUACCCAUGUCCGAGAUUGAGACGCCACUGCAGCCACUCGUUGUUAUGUCGAAAUUUUCCAAUCCACAGGUCAGGAGCCAGGAGGAGUUUCCCCUGCUACAGAAAGGCAGCGGCGCAGAAAAAGUCCUGGUUGAUUGGCUAGGGACUAGUGCGGACAAAUAUAUGCGCAUUGAUGAAAAGUCCAGAAUACUUUCCUGCCCCUUGAAUUCGAAGAUAUAA